CCCCUCCAUCAAACAUAAUCCCUAUGAUUUAUCUUUCUUUAUGUGUGAUUUCAUCCCCUCCAUCAAACAUAAUCCCUAGUUUUCCUGCAAGCUUUGAACUUGUGGCACAGGAUGUAAACCUUGCAAUGGAAGCUUCAAGGAAAUCCCGGCUAGCAUUUGCAGCUACUAGUUUGGGAGAGGCCAAAAGUGAAGAGAUUGUAUCUUCUGUGAAAUUGGCUCUUGAUUUCAACUUCCAAGACAUAGAAUGAUUGCUACAUUUAAUACGUGUGGCAAUGGAGGCCAUUAGCCGUUGAAAGAAUCAUGUUGGCAAGGAUGAUGUUAUCUAUGGGAGGAGAACUUCUUUUAAUUGCAUAUCUGCUAAUAUGAAGUUCUAUGGAGAAGAGGAGAAGAGGCUACUUGGGUUUUCGUGCAUCAAUUCUUGAUACU
Messenger RNA from Rubroshorea leprosula, 426 nucleotides. The record is from the annotation of a GenBank genome assembly. NCBI's taxonomy places the organism in Eukaryota, Viridiplantae, Streptophyta, Magnoliopsida, Malvales, Dipterocarpaceae.